CAUUUGGGGAUUCAUUCAGCGGACAGACCAUUGUUUAGAUGUGAUGUCAUUGACUGCGGGAAGGCAUACAAGACAACUGUUGGUCUAUUAGUACAUUCGCGAACACAUGAAAGCGGACCGACACUGAAAUGUGGGAUUAAUGGAUGCAAUGAUAUGUUCACAACUCAACACCAGAAACGCAAACAUCAAACCGAUGUCCACAAUCGGGCGCCAGUUAUUACUCGCGUAUACAAAUACCGGUGCGAUUGGCCGGGAUGUGAGUGGAGCGGCAAAGAUAUCAAAGAACAUAAACGGUUACAUUCGGGCGAAAAGCCAUUCCAGUGUUUAUGGCCCGACUGUGGCAAACGGUUCCGAAUGAAACCCAAUUUAAGAGAUCACAUGAAUAUUCACAACAAUGUUAAGCCCUAUGCGUGUCAUUGGCCCGGAUGUACAUAUGGGGCCACUAAUAGUGAAGACAAUCAACACUUCCGGACAUUAUCUCAACGAUUGGAUCAAUUGAAUGAGCAGAAGAGCACACGUGAUAACGAUUCCAAUGCUAUCACUGAAUCUGAUUCGCGAUUUAAGAGUCCAUCGAAACGACAAUUAAAGCGAAAAAGAAAACCUCGAAAACAAGAAGUGAUACAAACUUUCAAUGAUAUCAAUACACACACAGACAUCGGUUCCGCCCAAAACUUGGGCCAAGAAAUCGAUGAAUCAAAUGAUAAUAUUAUGACCACAGAGGCUGUCGAAGAGGAAUCGGUGGUCAAAACGGAUUCAAAUCAAUCACUUUAUGAAUCCUUACGACACAAACGGGAAGAAAGAGAGAAAUGCUAUGAUUUGAACAAAAGUGCAUUCAUUUGUCCGAUAAAUAAGUGCCACAAGAGUUACGAAACGGACGAUCGGUUUCAGUAUCACUUGCGGUACAAACACUCGUCGCCGCGGUUUGUGUGUCAACACACGGGAUGUGGUAAACGCUUCCGACGGCGCGACGCUCUGGACGUUCACUCACUCAAUCACGAAGACAUUAAACGAGUCGAGUGUCCCAUCAAUGGCUGCCACUAUCGAUGCACAGCCGAGAAGUACUUAACGCAACACUUGUUGUCCCAUUCGGCGGACCGGGAAGUGUUUCGAUGCGAUUUCAUUGGCUGUCAGAUGACAUAUAAGACAAUAUCGGGUCUGAAUGGACACCAGAGGACACACCGAACGGUUCCCACGUAUAGGUGCGGUGUCGACGAGUGUAGCGAAAUGUUUUUCGGCACUCAUGCGCGUCGACGGCAUCAGGAAGUGGUCCACAAUCGGCGACCGUUUGUCAAACGGGUCAUCAAAUACGGGUGCGAUUGGCCGGGAUGUGAGUGGACGGGCGGUCACGUCAACGAACACCGGCGCAUACAUACGGGAGAGAUGCCCGCCGUCUGUCAUUGGCCAGACUGUGGCAAACGGUUCCGCAGUAACGCCUGUCUUCGCAAUCACAUGAAUAUCCAUACGAAUGUUCGCCCGUAUGUCUGCCAUUGGCCGGGAUGUCAGUACAGCGCCGCCAAUAGCGGUAAUCUCGCGAAGCAUAAGAAGUUGGUUCAUAAGUUA
Molecule: messenger RNA, 1560 nt
Organism: Medioppia subpectinata
Lineage: Eukaryota; Metazoa; Arthropoda; Arachnida; Sarcoptiformes; Oppiidae
Source: the annotation of a GenBank genome assembly